GUGCGAGUACAUUAUCAAGCACCAAUGGAGGAUCGAGUUCCUCUUCCUCAACAAUGUCUUCGCUAUCCAGGAGCGAAGAAGAUCAAGAUGAACGUCUUAGCACUGACUCAUCGUCACCCGAAAAAGUUUCGACCAAGGUGUACUUGCUCCAGGAGUUGA
This is a messenger RNA of Amoebophrya sp. A25, 159 nucleotides long. NCBI's taxonomy places the organism in Eukaryota, Dinophyceae, Syndiniales, Amoebophryaceae. The record is from the annotation of a GenBank genome assembly.